CAUUAGAAUUGUCUUUCAAUAUUCGUGAAAAAGCUCGUUGUAUCGUAUUGAGCGAUUUCGAGCAUUUUGCGUUUAACUAUUGUUAUAUUUUGUGAUAUUUGUUCGUCUAAUCUCAUAUUUUAGUUGUAAGAGCUAGUUGUUAUUAAAAAUAACGUCAAACCAAAGUGGAAUUACUUUUAAGUUCGCUAGUGUAUUACUGACAGAUCGAUUCGGCGUUGCGAAGUUGCAGGUUAUAUAUUGAAAUAUAGGUAGUUUCGGUUGUUAAUUAGUUGCAAAUCAUCGAUAUGGAGAGCAUGGAUGUAGCACAAGAGGGUACGUCUGCAGCGUCGACGCCGGCAGGAGAAAAUGGCCCCGAUAAGAAUGUUACUGCGGAGGAGAUGACUUCUAGGGACUAUUACUUCGACUCUUACGCACAUUUCGGCAUUCACGAGGAGAUGCUGAAAGACGAAGUCCGAACGCUCACAUACCGGAAUGCUAUGUACCACAAUAAGCAUUUGUUCAAGGGUAAAACAGUCCUGGACAUUGGCUGUGGUACGGGCAUCCUGUCCAUGUUUGCAGCAAAGGCUGGUGCAGCUAAAGUCAUUGCAGUUGAGUGCUCCAACAUUGUGGACUAUGCCCGCAAGAUCGUGGAGGCUAACAGGCUCAGUGAUGUCAUCGAGAUUGUUAAAGGAAAGGUUGAGGAGGUAGAGCUCCCAGUUGAUAAGGUGGACAUCAUCAUAUCCGAGUGGAUGGGCUACUGCCUGUUCUACGAGAGUAUGCUGGACACCGUGCUGUAUGCUCGCGACAAGUGGCUCAGGGCUGAUGGCAUGCUCUUCCCUGACAGAUGCACAUUAUUCAUCUGUGGUAUUGAGGACCGUCAAUACAAGGAUGAGAAGAUCAACUGGUGGGAUGAUGUCUAUGGCUUCGACAUGUCCUCCAUCAGGAAAGUGGCCAUCUCCGAGCCACUGGUUGAUGUUGUUGAUGCUAAGCAGGUGGUGACCAACUCCUGUUUACUGAAAGAAAUAGACCUUUACACAGUUAAAAAGGAAGAUCUUAACUUCGAAUCCAAGUUCCACCUUCAGGUGCGCCGCAACGACUUCAUCCAGGCGCUAGUGACAUUCUUCAACGUGGAGUUCACGAAGUCCCACAAGCGGCUCGGGUUCAGCACGGCGCCCGAGGCUCCCUACACGCAUUGGAAGCAGACCGUCUUCUACUUCGACGACUACAUGACUGUAAAGAAAUUCGAGGAGAUCACAGGCACGUUUUCGAUGCGUCAGAACGCGAGGAACAACCGCGAUCUUGAUUUUGAGAUAGAAAUCGACUUCAAAGGCGAACUGUGCCAGGUUCGAGAGAAGAAUCACUACAGGAUGCGCUGAUCUAGCAGCAGACCGUGGCGCUACUUGAAGACCAGCCUUCACACUUACCACCCAUCUCCAUGAGACUCCUUUACCGCAAUACUACAUUACACUGGUCAGAACCUUAUACCUUCAGUAUAUCUCUAUGUAUGUAGUUCAUACAAACACAUUGCACACUGUGUUGUAGUUGACAUAAUUGUAACCUAAGAAAAUUUCAAACGAAAAUGCCCUCUGUGUAGCAAGACACAAAGAUUAACUUUCUAUCAUAUUGAAAAGCGAUGUUUAGUACAUACUUCGAUUUUCUGGUCCUUUUCUCACGAAAAUUAACGGAAAAUCGAAUCAUCUUUCUUGCAAUUAGCAAAAAGGUGUGUUUUAGAUAUUUGGCGAUGCUUACAUUACACCUGUAUUUCGUAGUGGUAAGGGCUAUUGUCGCCUGUCAAACGUAAUUUGUGAACAUAAAUAUUUUCACGUGGUUUCUCAUUGUCGUAUAAAACUUUGUUUUUGUAUUAGCCUGGGGCUACAUGUGACUCUGGCUGUUUCUAUUAUUAUAAGGAGAAUGUGCUAACUCCUUCACAUUGAACCUAUGGUCUAUGCUCUUCAUGAUGUGAUUUCCCUUUUCAUAUAAAUGGCCUAACUCUAGUCUUUCCUUGCGUUUUACAAUUGAGUGUUUUUAAACUAUUUGACCUGGUGUCGUAAUUAUAUUGGCUUUUCUUUUUCAACAGCAGGGCUGUUAACAGGUCAAUGAUAAUGUUAGUUAGGCUGUUGCUAUGAAGGACUUUACUCUCAUUUUGAAACUGUGGUAAUCAUCGUUCCUUUUAUGUUUCCAUCUACAUUUUGUACGGUUCAUGUUUCGAACCUUAUGUUUAAGAUAUCAUUGUCGCUUUGUAUAUAAGGGCAAGUGUAUAAUGUCCGAAGGCUGGUAACUAUAGUAAACGAAUUUUGUAAUAACAUGAAUAUUAAGAAAAAUGGUCGCUGAGUAAAUUUUAAUUAAUUAAAGAACUAGGUUGUACCAACUCACUUUAUUCAGUGUAUACUUUGUUUCUGUGUGAUACGAUAAUUUUUGUUUUUGAUAUGUUUCAUUGUUGUAUGCUUGAGUGAUUACAGAUCUAAAUACAAUGUGCAGUCUAGCUAGAAUGUUUAUUUCUAUAUUAAUUAUACUUCAUCCAAGGAGGUGUAGAAAUUAGGUUAACAUUACAAUAGUGCUUGUUUUAGUGUAAAUGAAUCGAAUACGAUAUAAUCGACUAAAUAUUUGAUAAAUAGUCGAUUGUACCUUUCAGUAUUUUUGUUUGUUUAAUUGUCGGCUUUGAAUAGAGUGAGUUGGGGACGUUUGACGAUGUUUAAGAGCUAAGUAAGGUAUCUCACUUUUGUAUGACCGCCUAAUGGGUCCCGACGAUGGGAAUUAAAUAUAGAAUUAUAGACAUUCAUUACACUGUAAUACUUGUAUUGAGAAUUGACGUGUUAAUGGCAGUUUUGAACGUUGAAAAUAAUGGCUAAAUAUCCACGAGAACCCAGUGAUUAUUGUAGAUUUAGGUGUAAAUUUUAAUACGAGUUUUGUAUCCCGAUUUUAUAUUGUAACAUGUAACGCUGGGCUGGAGAAUUUUGCACUAGUAAUGUUUUAUUUUAAACAGAUUGAAAUUGUGGAUAAUCUAUACUUCAUUGACUACUUAAGAAACAACAUGGCAUAUCCAUUGUUAGAGAAUAUAAUUUAGAGAGGCUCUCUAUCCUAAGUAUAUUGUGGAGUUUUCCCAGCUUUGAUUAUAGUAUCGUGUCUAAUUCGCAAAGGGGUAGGCAGAGGUGCACAACAUAACUGUCCAUUUAAAUGGGACAUCCACUUUUAUUGAUUUUGAAGAUCAGUGAACAGUAGCCUUACUAUGAGUUUGCUUUACGUUUUAAAUAAUCGAAACGAGAGUGCGUUCGGCGCUCUGAUUGGCCAGCUCGAAUACAUCAACCAAUCAGAGCGCCGAAAGGUCUCAAAGGGUACAGAGAUGAAGAUUAUACAAUAAAUUGCUCAACAUUGCCCCAAAAUGAGUUGAGAACUGCCAUUAACAAAAGAUUUUAGUUGUAUGCAGCACUCCAUGUAAUAUGUUAUAAUAUAAGGUUGUUCCAGCCUGUCAUGCCAAUGUGCCACUCGGUGGCUUAUCUUAUUUCUACGGUUUAGCGACUGUGUGUAUGGUGUACGUAUAUUUGUGGUGCAUUCAUGAAUAAGUACCUAUAAGGAA
Molecule: messenger RNA, 3553 nt
Organism: Spodoptera frugiperda (fall armyworm)
Lineage: Eukaryota; Metazoa; Arthropoda; Insecta; Lepidoptera; Noctuidae
Gene: Art1
Product: protein arginine N-methyltransferase 1
Exons: 8
Coding region: 285-1355 (356 amino acids)
Biological process (GO): peptidyl-arginine methylation
Cellular component (GO): nucleus
Molecular function (GO): protein-arginine N-methyltransferase activity
Source: RefSeq, a predicted model, not a curated record